ACUGUUGCCCAGCUUCCUGGGCGUACAGAUAAUGAAAUAAAAAACUACUGGAACACCCGCAUCAAGAGGCGAUCGCGAGCUGGUUUGCCACUAUACCCGACUAAGGUCAGCUUUCAAACUUCAAAUGAUGAUCAACCGAUUCAGAGUUCCAGUGAGCUCAGCAGUAGUGACCAACAGAACAUUGAAGUUUUAACUGAAACUAUAAAUGGAACUCCAGAAUUUAGAUAUCGUCCUUACAAAGCUAAUCCUGCACCAGUAUCUUAUCCACCACUUUUUCCAGACAAUCCUGUUACAGGCAUCCCAAGGCAUGGUCUUGGUUAUUAUACUCGCAGCUUCCUAAAUUCUGGAGGGAAUCAUGUCAAGCUGGCCUGGGAAUCUGAAACCUGCUCUCCAGUCUACCAUCUUCUCCAUAGCAGUAUGAUUCCUGCAUUUGAGUUGUCGAAUAUGAAUGCUGAAACAAAUCAUUUGAACUCCGGGUUAGUUUAUCCCUACGACCCCGAUCCUGAGUGCAAGAACCUGGCACCUUUCAUUUGCUCGGUACCCGGCAACCCUGCCUUAUCAAAUGGCAACUUAUCCUCUUCAAGGCUCCUUCCAGGGGCUGUGAAGAUGGAGCUCCCUUCACUCCAAUAUCCAGAACCUGAUUAUAUUGACUGGAACACGUCUUCUUUGUUUGCAUCCUCAUCUGAUGCAGUUGAUACUUACAUCCAGUCUCCUGAAAAUAUCUCAGUGCAGUCCGACUGUGCUUCACCAAGAAACAAAGGUUUAUUACAAGAUUUGGUUCUGGAAUCACAGGCAAUAAGCACUGGGAAGAAACAAUCAUUUGAGACAAGCCUCGAUCAUGCCGUAGCUUCCAUGACGGGAACAACUGCAGUCAAAUGGGAAGAAGAGAUUAGGGACCCAACCUCCCCCUUUUGUCUAUCAGCUGUUUCUCUUUUCAAUGAGUGCAACCCAACCAUUACAACCACAUUUAAUGAAAGAUCAACUUGUGAAACACCUACGGGUUCAGAGGCAACAAUGCUGGGUGAGGAACAGGACAAAUAUGCUCCAAAUUUGCCUGAUUUCCUGAGACCUGAUGUUCUACUGGGAUCAGGUUGGUUUAUUGGAAAUUCUCGAAACACCAGUGAAUUUAUAGCUGCACCUUCGGGCGAGAGCUUGCGCGAAGAACGUGUACUUCUACCUGCUGGACUAUCAUCUACGGUUUCACUGGAGUCCUAUCCAUGGACUAACAUGCCUCCAGUCUGCCAAAUGUCCGAACAUUAGUAACCUUGAUUAACCACUGAAAGACACUUAUUGUCAGCUAUUGGUUAAUUAAAAUUUGUCUUGACCGUCGACAGUGGAUCUUUGAGGUUGUUGUUGCUGUUUGUUUGCAGCUUCAUGUAUCGUAGGCUGUCAUUGCUGCUGCAAGCAACGAUGGAUGAAUGGAAACAAACUAUGUUAUAUGGUUUGUGUAUAGUUGAUCGUUUUCUUUGGUUUACAUCUUCCUGUUUUCCUUUUGGUGAAUAAGUGUCAUACGCUUAAAUCUUUCUUAGUUGGGUAUCUAAUACUCUUUAUCUUAUAAA
This is a messenger RNA of Phalaenopsis equestris, 1559 nucleotides long. RefSeq names its product transcription factor GAMYB-like. The transcript has 2 exons. The annotation marks the transcript as partial. The record is from RefSeq and is a predicted model, not a curated record. NCBI's taxonomy places the organism in Eukaryota, Viridiplantae, Streptophyta, Magnoliopsida, Asparagales, Orchidaceae.